Messenger RNA from Zingiber officinale, 726 nucleotides. RefSeq names its product pathogenesis-related protein 1-like. NCBI's taxonomy places the organism in Eukaryota, Viridiplantae, Streptophyta, Magnoliopsida, Zingiberales, Zingiberaceae. Gene Ontology annotation, cellular component: extracellular region. Bases 53 to 550 code for a protein of 165 amino acids. The transcript has a single exon. The record is from RefSeq and is a predicted model, not a curated record.
CAGAAGCAGAAGCAGAAGCAGAGCUCUCUCAUCCACUACUGAUUAAUUAGAGAUGACGUCAUCAUUCCUGCUGGCGUUGGUGUGCGCCGCCGCGGUGGCUCUGGCGGCUGCGCCGGCGGUCGUGGCGCAGAACUCGCCUCAGGACUACGUGAACGCCCACAACACGGCGCGCGCGAACGUCGGCGCGGGUCUGCCGCCGGUGUCGUGGGACAGCCGCGUGGCGACGUACGCGCAGAACUACGCGAACCAGCGGGCCAGGGACUGCCAGCUGGUGCACUCAGGCGGGCCCUACGGCGAGAACAUCUUCUGGGGAUCCGGCCGCGACUACACGGCGGCGGACGCCGUGAGGGCCUGGGUAUCGGAGCGGCAGUACUACGACUACGCCAGCAACACCUGCGCCACCGGUCAGGUGUGCGGCCACUACACGCAAGUGGUGUGGCGGUCGUCGACGGCGAUCGGCUGCGGACGCGUCCGGUGCGACAGCGGCGCCAUCUUCAUCAUCUGCAACUACAAUCCCCCCGGCAACUUCAUCGGCGAAAGACCGUAUUAGCCAUAAUUACAAUAAUAAUGAAGAAUAGUUAAUAAUAAUAAAUAAGGCCUAGAAAUAAUUAAGAAUAAAUAAUAUGUUUGUGUGUUUUCUGGCCAUGAAAUGAAAUAAGAAUAAACGUGAUGAACUGAAAAACAUGAUUAAUGAUAUGGUUUCAUACUGUAGAUUAAUUUAUUUAA